GUGUGAGUGAGAGAGUACCGGCUAAAGGUUCCCCGGUACACCCAGUCCUAUCUCAGGGAUAGGGACCACCACACCUCACCAUGGAGUCCGACAGUGUUAAUAGGGAGGAUGCGGUGUACAGAAGCACGGUGGUGGCGCUGGAGGGAGACGCCCCGAGACCUCCUGGUGGUGUGGCCUUCAUACUUAAGAACAAGGUAAGCAGAUGUCUGAGCCGGAAGACCCUCCACCGCCGGUUGCCGUGCCUCACCUGGCUCCGGAGCUACAACAGCGAGUGCUUCUUUGGGGACCUGGUGGCCGGGUUUACUGUGGGCCUCAUGAUUAUCCCACAGUCACUGGCGUACGGUAUCAUAGCUGGCCUCUCUCCUAAUUAUGGGUUGUACUCGGCGUUCAUCCCCUGCUUCGUAUACUUCGUGUUGGGCUCCACCAUGGAGAUGAACAUGGGGCCGACCGCCAUUAUGUCCCUCAUGACCUACCAGUACAGUAGUCAGGGCGGUGCCGACUACGCCGUCCUCCUUGCCUUCAUCUCCGGCAUCAUAGAGCUCUUGGGCGGCAUCGUCAACUUGGGCUUUCUCAUCAACUUCAUCUCCCAGCCGGUCAUCAGCGGGUUCACCUCAGCGGCUGCCAUCACCAUAGCCUCCUCUCAGCUGAAGGCAUUGUUGGGGUUGAGUCUCAAGUCCAAGGGCCUCAUCAACACGUGGGUGAAGGUCUUCGCCAACAUCCAUGACUUCCGCUGGCAAGACCUCACCCUCGGCCUAGCCUGCAUCAUCGCCCUCGUCCUUCUAAAGGAGAUACGGACAGUGCGGUGGCCGUGUAUAGACCACAACAGCCGAGGUCUGGGCCAGCGGAUCUUAAGAAAGACCGUCUUCUACCUUUCUGUAGGUCGCAAUGCCAUUGUUGUUGUUAUUGCUUCUGUCAUCGCCUACUGCCUUGAUGGGGACGACCAGCCAUUCUCAAUUACAGGUUUUGUGAACCCUGGGAUCCCUUAUGCCUCUGUGCCGCCCUUCUCCACGGAGAUCAACAACCAAACUGUAACCUUCCCAGAGAUGAUGAGUGAUGUGGGCAUUGGUGUGGCGAUGAUCCCAUUCAUUGCAGUUCUUGACCACAUUGCCAUUGUCAGUGCCUUUGCUAAGGGCAGGACCUUUGAUGCCACACAAGAGAUCAUCACUCUUGGUGUCUCAAAUAUAAUUGGAUCAUUCUUUGGGUCGAUGCCCACAACAGGAUGUUUGUCACGGUCUGCUGUCAACCUGACCAGUGGAGUGAGGACGCCUGCUGGUGGUCUUGUCACAGGUGUCAUGGUACUCUUGUCCCUGGCUUUUCUCACACCAGGUUUUACUUACAUUCCCAAAGCAACCUUGGCAUCCGUGAUCAUAACUGCAGUGGUUCACCUCCUUGAUUAUGAAAUUUUGCGCCCUCUGUGGAGAAGCAAGAAAGUUGACCUGCUGCCCCUCACUGUCACGUUCGUUGCCUGUCUUAUUUGGGGACUGGAGUGGGGGAUACUGCUGGGCAUUGGUGUCAACCUCUCCAUGCUGCUCUACUCCAUGGCCACACCUGCCAUGAGGGUUGCACUAGUGCCACCUGGUAAGCAUCAUGGGGGGUAUGUCCUGAUUACCCCUUCCCAUGGCAUCACCUACCCCAGCACCACCCACAUCCGGGCUGCCAUCAGAAAAGCUGGGCUUCGACAGGCUGGAGGCUCCCUCCCUAUUGUCAUCGACUGUUCCUUCAUUGAUACCGCAGAUUAUACAGCAGCCAAGGGGAUCAAGGGGAUGAUAGAUGAUUUCCAGCUGCGUGGGCAAAUUCUGGUUUUUGUCUGCCUGAAACCACGUGUCCUCAAGACCAUUGGAGCAUUACAUGAAGGCAUUGUUGUCUGUUCUUCAUUUGAUGCUUUGCCAGAGGCUUUGGCAGAUGGAGAGACAGAGGUGGGACUUGAAACUGUCAGCAGUGAUGGACGACACCAAGGAGGGGAUAUUGUGAUAUCUACCAUGAUCUCCACACCUACAUCUGACACCAGUGAUGCUGCCAACCCACUACUGAGUACGACGACUUUCCACGACCAAAAGUAGCAGAACUUUACAGCUGUCAUUACCACAAAUUCCAGAUCUUUGUCCCUUACAGGUAUAGCAAACUACAUGUACCACACUGACAAUGUGCCCUGUAUUUAAGUUGGCAUUAUUGGCAGUCUCUGUAUGCAUACUCAUUCUUGGCAAACCCACUUACAUGUUUUGGGGACUUUAGUCCAAUUCAAAUGAAGUUCAACACGAUGACAUCACCAGAAACAGUGAUUUUAUAUUUAGGGUGUUACGUGGGGUGAGUGAGUAUCAGAGAUAUAAAUUCUUCAGCAUGUUGUGUACUGUAUUGUCCUUUCAGCAAAAUGUUGCGUAAUGCACACACUCGGUGACAAGAGAAAGUGCACAUUGCAUUACUCAUUUUCUCAUGUUAAUUACAUUCCAACAUAUCAAUCUUCAACACCUCAUCUUAGAAUUUUGGUUUGGGACAAAGCAGUCACCACAGUUAAGUCUGCUAAAAAUCAAAGAAACUUUUACUUUCCAAGAAUCCAUUUCCAUGCAAUAAGACAAAUAACAACUGGCGAUGAAUAUCAAAAUCAUGAUAUCCCAAAACCUGAAGAUACAUAAGGUGGAGCAUCAUAAGUUUACCUGAGAAUGAAACUUAUCAGUAUUGAAUGAAUUCUUUAUUUAGUGUCUUUGUAAAUCAUGUUGAACUAUGUGUGUGUUGCCUCUCCUUCGUUAUGACGUGUGGGGCCUCAUAAUAAGCCAGUGUUCCAGAACUAUGCAAAGGUAUUUUGUCUAUUACGUGGGAAGAUAAUUUUUGCUGUUAUUUGUUAAACACAAUGACCUUUUACCAACACAGAUUAAGAUGAUAGAAAUGUGGUUAAGUUAUGUCAGUGCAUGAAUAUCAACCAAGUGAUGAACUCGGCAUUUCCUUUGUAAAUAGAUUUUCCUAUUAGGUGUCAAAUUCGCUCUUUUUUAUUAGGAAUUAGUUAGAAGUGUUAGAGUAGUGAAUCACAUUGUAUUUUUAAUUUAUUAUAGAUUAUAGAAUUCAUCUUAGCUGUUCAGUGUGAAGAUCAAGAACAUAUCCCCAAAUUUAACUUUAAUACCCUGUGGUCUGUGCAAAAUUCAGCUUGCAAGGAUAUUUAUGCACAAGCAAACUAAAACUGAAAUAUAUAAACUUGUGAAACUAUUAUUAACACACACACACACAAUCCAUAAAUGUGUAAAUUUAGUCACACAUACAAACUCAUUGUUAUUGUUGUUAUAAUUAAACAGUAUGUGUAAAUUUUAAU
Molecule: messenger RNA, 3298 nt
Organism: Homarus americanus (American lobster)
Lineage: Eukaryota; Metazoa; Arthropoda; Malacostraca; Decapoda; Nephropidae
Product: sodium-independent sulfate anion transporter-like
Exons: 12
Coding region: 81-2060 (659 amino acids)
Biological process (GO): transmembrane transport
Cellular component (GO): membrane
Molecular function (GO): sulfate transmembrane transporter activity
Source: RefSeq, a predicted model, not a curated record